CCGCUUUGCUCUUUUCCCCGUCCCCGUCCUCUUCUGCGCUGUGCUUUCUUUUUUCUGGGAACUUGAUUGCGUGCAACUGCAAGUGCAAUGCAUUCAGCCAAACAAAUCGAGAGAGAUUAAUGAAGAGGGCGGGGACCCAGAUAGCGAAGGCCCAUUGGACGCUUCAGUAAUCUUCUCCUCCCAGUCCCAUGCAUGGCGUCGAUAGCAGGAGGGUCCACCUAACCCAACCUCUCUCUCUCUCUCUCUCUCUCUCUCUCUUCUCCCGUUGUGUUGCGGGAGAUGACAGGAUGACGAUGUGUAUGGGGAAGAGCUCCAGAUGGGCAGUCAUGGAGAGCCAACGUCCACGUGGGUGUCCAUCGCCAUCAACCCUCCUCUCCUCCUUAGCGCUGGAUCGAGGAGGAGGAGAUGGACGCCGCAGCAUCCCCGCCGCCUCCGGCACUUGGACAUGCCCACAUGCAUCGGUCAAGUCAUUCGGUCCCACGCCAUUGGACACCCUUCUGUCAUGCCCUUGUCCUUGCCCCUCACUCUCUCAGCUUCCAUCUCUUUCCGCAUCACCAUUCGUCAGCACCAAGCGAAACGCUCCAGGCCUUGUCGUGGCCUUAAAUAUACGGCCGCCCGCCUCAUCUCCCUCGAUAUUUGUCAAGGUAAUCAACGCUUCAUUUUCCCUUGCCCUUCUCUUCCUUCGGCAGAUUCAUCGACUAGGCACCACGGCAUUGGGCACAAGGGGCGGUGCGACGUUCGCCCUAUAAUUAACGAGGUCGAAGGUGGAAAGGGGCUUCCGUUCCCUCACCUUCGACAAGAACAAGAACAAGAACAGCGGCAGUCUCCCCCCCUUUCGCCUCUCUCCCACCUCUUCCACAUACAGCAAAUGCAGACCGAGUUGCUUGACUCCGCGUUAGCUAUGGCAGGUCAGUCGCUUCACUGCCACCAUCCCAUCGACGCUCUUCCGCCAAACUUUGCCAUGGACAUGUUGGCCUUGGACAGGCAGGUAGCCGGCUUACGAUGGCAGCAGCACAACCCCACCACCGUCGCCAGUCAUGCUGCUCUCGACCACAACAACCAUUUCUCCCUUCCAGCCGGAAUGUUUUUGGGAACAGGCGAGCCGGCCCAGGAAUCGACGGAAGUGCUGAUGAGAGAUCAGCAAACGCCCAUCACGACGACGACGACGACGACCGCCACCACCACCGAUGUCGACGGGCCGAGGAUGGGUUGCGGGUGGCAGGAGAUGACGCAGCAUCAGAUGACGAGUCAUCAUGUGCAGCCGACUUCGUUCCCCACCGGGUCUUUCGCCACAGUCACUGAAUCGAAACCGUUUUCGACGCUGGCUCGCACGACGAGCUGUCCUCCGGCAAUGGGAAGCGUCCUCUCUUCCGCCGCACGGAUGGGCUUGAGAUCCUGCAAAAUCCCUUUCUCUCCGCUCUCUGGAGACGGCUCAAGAAAGCGGAAAACUGUGAGGAACGAGGUGCUAGCAGCUCUCGCAACACCCAAUGUGGAAGGGUCGAAAACGAUCAAGGGAGAAAUAUUAGAGGCGGAUGAGCUCGGUCCUGAUACUGCUGAUAAAGGAGGGGAGAACUCGGGUUAUGGAGGCAAAGAAAAUCCCAAAGGCGCUGCACCGUCUAUUCCAAAGCCUGAUUAUAUCCACGUGAGAGCUAGGCGAGGACAGGCCACUGACAGUCACAGCCUUGCCGAAAGAGUUAGAAGGGAAAAGAUCAGCGAGAGAAUGAAGCUUUUGCAGGAUCUAGUCCCAGGUUGCAACAAGAUCACUGGCAAGGCAGGGAUGCUGGACGAAAUCAUUAACUAUGUGCAGUCACUUCAAAGGCAAGUUGAGUUCCUUUCGAUGAAACUCGCUGCUGUGAGUCCAAAAUCAGAAGGAACCGGCGACAGUUACUUGGGAAAGGAGGCGUUUCCACUUUGCCACUCGAACUUCCCGGGCGUGGGUAUCCCGCCGGAAGUUACUCCAUCAUCCUAUGUCCAUCUCCACAUGAUGCAGUCAGCAACGGGGGCAUCCAUACAACAGCAGCAGGGUGGGUGCGGCGGCGGCGGCGGCGGAGGGCGGAUAGAUGUACCCGUCAACAAUAACCCUUCUGGGAUGACGACGUUACGGAGGACGACUAGCGCUCCCGUUGCGGUCACGGACGACUUCAUAGAUUCCUGCUUCCGUGAUUGCAGCUUGCCGUCUACCUCGGCAUGGGAUUUUGAUUUACAAGGCCUAUACACCAUGGACCUCCACCACCAACCAGGACAACAACAACCUGCUUUCUCUCCUCAAACAUCGUUUGCAACCGCAGCGCACUCAGAGAUGCACAAUCUGAAGAUGGAAAUGAUGUGAAUAAUCAUCGGGGGAACACCUGGGGUCCAAGAUCGACGUCCCCACAGUCUCUCCGGCCCUCCACAAACACUCUUCUACAGUGUUCCCUAUUUUACAACUAUGUAUUAUGUAGGCGUUGUAUAGUACGACCUUUCCUCCAUUGUAGCAACUUAACACGCACCUUUCAUUCAGAGAGAGAGAGAGAGAGAGAGAGAGAGUUAUGUGUGCAAUUUUUACUGUACAUUGUAAAAGCUUGAAGAAAUCGAUCAAGAAAAAAUGUUGAA
This is a messenger RNA of Nymphaea colorata (pocket water lily), 2592 nucleotides long. RefSeq lists its product as uncharacterized. Gene Ontology annotation, molecular function: protein dimerization activity; DNA-binding transcription factor activity. The record is from RefSeq and is a predicted model, not a curated record. NCBI's taxonomy places the organism in Eukaryota, Viridiplantae, Streptophyta, Magnoliopsida, Nymphaeales, Nymphaeaceae. Gene Ontology annotation, cellular component: nucleus. Gene Ontology annotation, biological process: regulation of DNA-templated transcription. Bases 317 to 2329 code for a protein of 670 amino acids. The transcript has 7 exons.